Messenger RNA from Solea solea (common sole), 5649 nucleotides. Its product is annotated as dynamin-1-like. Gene Ontology annotation, molecular function: GTP binding; microtubule binding; GTPase activity. The transcript is spliced from 24 exons. NCBI's taxonomy places the organism in Eukaryota, Metazoa, Chordata, Actinopteri, Pleuronectiformes, Soleidae. Gene Ontology annotation, cellular component: microtubule; membrane; cytoplasm. The record is from RefSeq and is a predicted model, not a curated record. Bases 248 to 2752 code for a protein of 834 amino acids.
CUGCAGAGGAGGAGGAGGAGGAGGAGAAGAAGAGGGAGCUGAAGGUCACAGCUGGAGAAACAUUAUCAUAAAUACUGAUAUCAAAACCGAUUAACGACUGAUCGAAAUCAUCAGUUGCACGAGGAGCAGGACCGCGACGUGAGACACGAGGACGGCGCGAUAAAAGGAUCCACUGCAGCAUCCCUGAUUUCCUGUCUGUCGGAUUCUCCAUCACCAGCCUCCACCUGUCUCUCCACCCGCCUCCAUCAUGGGGAACCGAGGUAUGGAGGAUCUCAUCCCGAUGGUGAACCAGCUCCAGGAUGCCUUCUCCUCCAUCGGCCAGAACGCGAGUCUCGACCUGCCGCAGAUCGCGGUGGUGGGCGGACAGAGCGCCGGGAAGAGCUCGGUACUGGAGAACUUCGUGGGCAAAGACUUCCUUCCCCGUGGCUCAGGUAUCGUGACUCGGCGCCCCCUGGUGCUGCAGCUCAUCAAUUCACCCACAGAGUAUGCCGAGUUCCUGCACUGCAAGGGGAAGAAGUUCAUCGACUUUGAUGAAGUCCGUCAGGAGAUUGAAGCUGAGACGGAUCGAGUGACUGGGCAAAACAAGGGAAUCAGUCCAGUCCCCAUCAACCUCAGAGUCUAUUCACCCAAUGUAUUGAACCUGACUCUCGUGGAUCUUCCCGGGAUGACAAAGGUCCCAGUUGGAGACCAACCUCCUGACAUCGAGCACCAAAUAAGAGAAAUGCUCAUGCAGUUUGUCACCAAGGACAACUGCCUCCUUUUGGCUGUUUCUCCUGCCAACUCUGACCUUGCCAACUCUGAUGCUCUAAAGAUCGCCAAGGAGGUCGACCCACAAGGUCUGAGGACCAUUGGUGUGAUCACCAAACUGGAUCUGAUGGAUGAAGGAACCGAUGCCAGAGAUAUCCUGGAGAAUAAACUGCUUCCGCUCCGCAGAGGUUACAUUGGGGUGGUGAAUCGCAGUCAGAAGGACAUUGAUGGGAGGAAAGACAUCACUGCGGCUCUUCAAGCAGAGAGGAAGUUCUUCUUGUCUCACCCAGGAUACCGACACCUGGCCGACCGCAUGGGCACCGCCUACCUUCAGAAAGCCCUCAACCAGCAACUGACCAACCACAUCCGGGACACUUUGCCAGCGUUCCGCAGCAAAAUGCAAAGCCAGCUGCUGUCCAUUGAGAAGGAGGUGGAGGAGUACAAGCACUUUAGACCAGAUGACCCGAGUCGCAAGACCAAGGCCCUGCUGCAGAUGGUACAGCAGUUUGCAGUGGACUUUGAGAAGAGGAUCGAAGGAUCUGGAGAUCAGGUUGACACCUAUGAACUGUCAGGAGGAGCUAAAAUCAACAGGAUCUUUCAUGAACGCUUCCCAUUCGAAAUGGUCAAGUUGGAGAGUGAUGAGAAAACUCUUCGUAAAGAGAUCAGCUACGCCAUCAAGAACAUCCAUGGAAUCAGGACGGGUUUGUUCACACCUGACAUGGCGUUCGAGACGAUCGUGAAGCGCCUGAUCGCACAGAUCAAAGUGCCGUGUCAGAAAUGUGUUGACAUGGUGAUAAAUGAGCUGGUCAACACAGUCAGACAGUGCACACAGAAGCUGGCUCAAUAUCCCAUGCUGAGAGAGGAGAUGGAGAGGAUUGUCACUCAGCAUAUCAGAGACAGAGAGAGUCGCACCAAAGACCAGGUGAUACUGCUCAUUGACAUUGAGUUGGCCUACAUGAACACAAACCAUGAAGACUUCAUCGGCUUUGCAAAUGCUCAGCAGAAGAGCAGUCAGAUGAACAAGAAGAAAGCAGCAGGAAACCAGGACGAGAUCAUGGUGAUCCGUAAAGGUUGGCUCACCAUCAACAACAUCAGUAUCAUGAAGGGCGGAGCUAAAGAGUACUGGUUUGUCCUGACGGCAGAGACCCUGUCGUGGUACAAAGACGAUGAGGAGAAAGAGAAGAAGUACAUGCUGCCUGUGGACAACCUGAAACUGAAGGACAUCGAGAAAAGCUUCAUGUCCAGCAAACAUAUCUUUGCUUUGUUCAACACUGAACAAAGGAAUGUGUACAAGGACUACCGUCAGCUAGAGCUGGCCAGUGAGUCUCAGGAGGAGGUGGACAGCUGGAAGGCGUCUUUCCUACGAGCUGGCGUAUACCCUGAACGCAACGUGGACAAAGAGAAGGUGGAGGUGGAGGAGUCAAGUAGUGAUGGGCAGAUCCACAGUAUUGACCCUCAGCUGGAACGACAGGUGGAAAUCGUCAGAAACCUGGUGGACUCAUACCUGUCCAUCAUCCACCGCACAGUCAGAGACUUGAUCCCCAAGACCAUCAUGCACCUGAUGGUCAACAACACAAAGGAGUUCAUCCAUUCUGACCUACUGGCUCAUCUUUACUCCUGUGGAGACCAAAACUCACUGAUGGAAGAGUCUCAGGAACAGGCUCAGCACCGUGAUGAGAUGUUGAAGAUGUACCACGCUCUGCGUGAAGGCCUCAGUAUCAUCAGUGACAUCAGCACCACCACCAUCACCACAGCGAUGCCUCCGCCUGUCGAUGACUCGUGGCUGCAGGUGACGGGGAUGCCAUCAGGGCGCAGGUCUCCCAUGUCCAGCCCAACUCCCCAGCGUCGGGCCCCUCCUGGACCUCCUCGUCCAGGUGGACGUGCAGCCCCUGGGCCCCCAUCACGUCCCGCAGUGUCACCUGACCCUGGACCCCCCUCAGUCCCUUCCAGGCCCAACAGAGCACCCCCACCUGGAGUUCCCAGAAUCUCUAUCAGUGACCAGUGAGGAGUUCACCAAUGUCGGAGAGCUCCUGCAUAUCCAUCAUGAUCCUCCAGACCAGCCUCAGACUCCUCCCUCUGACUCCUCCCUCUGACACACAUAUGCACACACAGACACAGAGAGAGAGAGAGAGAGAGAGAGAGAGAGAGUAGAUUGAAAAUAUUAAUGCUGGUUUAACACAAGUUCUAAGCACAGACUCCACAUGUUUUAUCUUGCACAUUCACAUUAAUUAAUCUGGCGCAAACCACACUGAAUGGUUUAUUUGUGCCAACUGGUUUAAGCUGUUUCUAUAACAUAUAUAUAUUGCUCAGGUCAAUCAGAAGAGAUACUCAGCUGGUCUCCCUGUGAAGAGCUAGGAAGCUUAAGUUUUAUCAGCACCUUCUGCUGCACUGACCUAAACAUCCACAACUCAGGCACCUGAUGCACAAGUGCCACAGUUGUGUUGAAACAGGUUUACAGGUGUGUUCAGACAGACAAUGGACAUUAACUGCUGGUUUCACUCAAAGUAGCAAGCGCCACGUGAGGGAUGUGGAGGGCAAUAAUGGGUAUUGGACGACCCUUCUCCCCUAUUGAUGUCCCUUAAGAAAAAUAAAUGACCCACAUUUAUGACAUCACAGAAACAGACAAUCAAUUGUCAGCAAAUAUUGUGAUGUGUGAAGUAAUUGAGGUAUUAUUUGUAUUAUAGUACAUACAGUCCAUACCUUUUGAUUCUAAGUGGUUCUAAUUGAUCCAAACAAACUACUUUCUGAGCAGUCCUAGCUUGAUUAUGCAUGGUCCGGUUGGUUCUACCAAGUUCUGAUUAUGUAGACCACACUGACGUAAGGUGCAUUCUCACUGAACACAAAGAGAUUUUUUACAUGUAGCAUUUCUCGUGCGGCUGUGGUUGCUGGAUAGUUUGUGUUUAUUCACCACACUUGUGCAAGUAAAUACAACUGGUGACUACUUACUACAAAAGCGUAUUGCUGUCAUAGUGGAAACUACUUUUUAAUCAGUAUCAUGUCAUACUAUAUUGUAUAAACAGGAUGAUACUAUAUUGUAUCAUUAUAUUGUAUAAACGUGAUCAUGUAUCACGUUUAUACAAUAUAGUAUCAUGUUAUAUUGUGAUAUUGAUCCAAAAAAAAAAGCAAUAGGCUUCCGUACCUCAAUACUAGCGCUAACUAUGUUUAUAUUAGUGUAACCAACAGACUGAAGUGAACAAUGCUUUCUGGUCAUGCGAUUCACCAUAAGACAAAUGUCAGCCACCUCUAACUGGUUCCACCUGGUUCCUGCCAGUUUUUUUACCAGUUUUAUUUGGGUCUAACUGUGUCAUCAGGCCACUAAUUGGUGUGGACUUCUCUUUUCUGUGGAUAUUGCCUCUAACUGGUUUCUAUUGGUCCAAGAAGAGUACCAUUUGUUAAACAUGACAUGACGUUUGAUCCUGCAAGCCCCUUCCUGUUUAUUUUUCAGUUGAUUUACUGUUGUUUUCUUUUUCUUCAUGAUCAUUUUGUGUCCUUUGUUCCCAGUCGUCCCAAUAAAGGUAGCCCCGCCCAUGGAGAGAGCCCACAGUCUUCUAUUGAAGGUUAACCUGAGCCAAGUGUUUGUUUCUGUCUCUACUGAACUGUUAUACUGAUACUCUGCUGAUGAUGUUCUGUUACUGUGAACCUUACAAGUAAUAAUAAUGAUGAUGAUAUUGAUUAUCAGCACAUUUUAAAUGUAUAUAGCAAAUGAUCAGCAAAGUACUAUUGCAAUAUUGAGUGUAUAAAUAUGUUGUCUAGCUGUCCAUCAGCUGUCAUGAGGGUGAGACAGGUAACUACCUGUCUAUCUGCCCCCUCACACUGUCUGUCAUAUUGUAUCAAAACAGUAGCAACAGAUUCAUGCGAUCAUCAGGUUUUAAAAAGAUCUGCCGAAGACUCCUGAGAUGGCGCAGACAGGAAGAUGUCUCACUCCUCUGGAUGUUCAGGCUGCUCUGGGAUCAGCCUGUUAGCAUGUUAGCCUGUUAGCUUGCUGUCUGUAUCACAAACUGGAGUUAAGUAACUGAGUUGUGUUUUGAUCAAUGCUGAACUUUUCUUUACAGUGUAAAGUUUGCAUAUUGUUUUAACUUAUGUAUUUAUUUAUUGAUUAUCUGCAGUUGUUAUUGUGGCACUAGUUUGAACUGGUUCAAGCUAUACCCUUAACCGUUCCUGGUUCACACUAGUUUAAUUUUGUUCACACUAGGUCUGACUAGUACAUUCUAGUUUCAACUAGUUUCAACAAACAAGUGGUGCACACUAAGUGCUUAAUAUUUCACACUAGUUUUGACUGGUUGUAACUGGUUCUUUCUGGGGGACAUGUUCCAACUUUUAUGUUGUGACAUGUCAUUUCUUAUUUAAUUGUCUACAAAUUAUACACAUACACACAUAUAUACAUAUAUAUAUAUACAUAUUUACGACUUAAUGACUUAGUAUGUUGUUUUGUCUAUAGAGUUAGUUGAGCUCCGAGCUGCACUCAACACAAGGCGUGUCACCAAAGUGCGUUUGUAUCUGUAAAUUGUCCUGGUGUUCAGAUCAGUGUCAGCAUGACUGUUCAGUUCUGUCUUAAAAUUGUGUCCUAUAAUUUUGAACAUUCGGUAUUAAACAAUAAAGUGUUGCACAGGUGGUUCUGCAGCAUGGGGUUGAAUGCAGCUCGGCCUCACACACACUCCUGUGAUAGUGGAUAGUUCACUCCGUGGUGUUACCAUAAAUGUAUGAAGAUUUUAAUGUACCAUAUCUGUGAGCAACAUAUACAGAUCUAUUAAACUGAAAUAUGCAGCGGCCCAGACUGAAGUGUAUGUGUGUAUGUGGGUGUGUUACACUGUGUGGAUGUAUGUAGCUGUGUUGUGUACCUUUGUGUCAUGUGAUCAGGGGCAACAGAGACAUGUGGACAUGAAUAAAGUUUGUGUGAAUGAA